CUUCACUAGGUUAGCUGUUACUGCAACCUGCACUAACAUUCAUCCUCGGCACACUUUUCCCUUCCUCUUUGCAAGGGCAACUAACUACGUUUAACUGGGGAAAAAAAAAAAACCAGUAGGUGCUUUUCUGGAGCGAGACCAGUCAAGAGGAUACCAGUUACAGACUCAGUUCACAUCGAGGGAGCGUCGCUGCCACUGUUGCUAUGGACGACACAGCCGAGCAGAGCCACUGGAUCUCUCCGGUUCUAAUCGACCCGCUCCCCACCUUCCCCGAACAGAACCUCCUGCAGCCCGCGGAUGAGCCUGACUCCUUCUACACCAGUGGGGAGACAGACUUCUCCUCCCUGCCUCCCUACUACUCCAGCCCCGCCCAGAGCCGAGCAGGGGGCGGCUAUAGACACUCCCCGGUGCGGCAGGUUUAUUCCUCCUCAAUCCUCAACAACCUGCAGUGGCUGGAAGGCGGUGGUCAUGGCCUGGGUUCUCCCUACAACACAGGCUGGUCCGUGAGCCCCUUCGGCAAGCCCUCCCUCCACCCGCACUGCAGCCCUUCAGGAGGCCCUCUCUCCCUGUACCCCCCUUCCACCGGCCCCUCCUCCGCCCACCUCUACACCCAGCCCAAGGACGUGACCUCCUCCCCAGGCCGGGAUGGCAAGGCGAGCCCCAGACCUCUGGAGGCGAUGAAGGCCGAGCGACAUAGCCCUGGUGGAGGUGGAAGCAGUUUUCUGAGUCUGGGUUCUGGUCCCUCCCACUCCCACUCCCACCCCCACUCCAACUCCCUGGGACCCUACUCUCCCUACAUGAGCUCACCGCAGGAUUACGGAACCGGGGGUCUGUAUUCCAGCUCUGGGGGGCUUCUGUCUCCGAAUUUCUCUCCCAAACUGCGCAACAAAAUGAGACUCUCGCCACCUGCAGAUGCUGUAUGUAGGGUCCAUGCCUGGUCCUAUACUGACCUGCCCCCUUGUGUUGUGAGUGCAGAGGCGCGCGAGUGUGUGAAUUGUGGGGCGACAGCCACCCCUCUCUGGAGACGCGACGGGACGGGCCACUACCUCUGCAACGCCUGCGGGCUCUACCACAAGAUGAACGGGCAGAACAGACCCCUCAUCAGACCCAAAAAGAGACUGAUCGUGAGUAAACGUGCCGGGACCCAGUGUGCCAACUGCCACACGAGCACGACCACGCUGUGGAGGAGAAACUCCAGCGGGGAGCCUGUGUGCAACGCCUGCGGACUCUACUUCAAACUGCACAAUGUGAACAGACCCCUCACCAUGAAGAAGGACGGCAUCCAGACCCGAAACCGGAAGGUCUCCAGCAAGUCCAAGAAGAGCAAGAAGCCAUCUGAGCCGUACCAGGAUCUGGCGAGGGCUCUCUCUGACGAGAGUGGCCCCUACUGCCUGGGCCCCGGGCCCCUCCCCGGCCACAUGAUCCCCUUCAGCCACGCUCCUCACCUCAUGACCAGCUCCCACAGCCCCCUGCACCUGCACUCCUCCGGACUGCCCUACGGUCACUACCCCUCCUCUGGCAUGGUCCCCACCAUGGUGUGAUGGGCACACUUUUUUUAUGCUUUCCAAAGUGUGUGUGUUUGGGGGGGAGGGGGAAGGGGGGGUGUAACAGCUAUUUAAAAAUAAAUUGCUCAUAAUUUACGCUCUCGUAUGAUGGUGUAAAGCUGUGGUGCUCAGUUCUGUCCCACGAGAUUCAUUUCAGUCCUGUUUAUAAAGAAGUCUUAAAUGAGGCGGUGUGGUCUGGUGGUUAAAGAAAAGGGCUUGUAAUCAGGCGGUCCCUGGUUCAAAUCCCACCUCAGCCACUGACUCAUUGUGUGACUCUGAGCAAGUCACUUGACCUCCUUGUGCUCCGUCUUUCGGGUGAGACGUAGUUGUAAGUGACUCUGCAAGUCGCCGUGGAUAAAGGCAUCUGCUAAAUAAAUUAAUAAUGAAUUAAUUGGCUCUUAGCAGUUUCAAUGAUCUCAUUUAGAACCAGUUUUGGGUAAAAACCUCGCAGGGUCAGAAUUGAGUACCACUGAUGUAAUGGAUGUUUUUUUAUGAUUAUUUUUUUUUUAAAAUGAUCGUUCAUAUAUGAGAAAUCUGACUGAUCAGGAUCAGUCAGAAAUCAAGGAUGGCAAUAAGACUCCUGUUGCACAGCAGUUUCACCCGCUCCAGGUUUUACAGCUGUAGGGUAUAGGUAACAAGCUCAGGUGUGUCUGAUUAAACUCUUAAGUAAAACUAAGAGUGGCUCAGACGGCUGUGCAACGGGAGUUUUAUUCCCAGCCCUGAAACUCCUGUAUCCUGCGUGUAGAUGUCAUCUCCAUUCACAGCUCAUCAAACGCAUGCCUACCGAAUAGCCAGUUUGUACAUGCUGUAGCUUUCCCUGUUUUUGCUGGCAGCUUGGCUCUGAUACUGCGGGUCAAUUUUAAUAUUUUGGAUCAUCAAAAUAUCAAAAAACAUUUCUUUGUUUUAGUUUUUUCCUAAAUUGAAUGUGCGAGACAGAGAGGGGCUUGUAGAUAUAUAUAUUUUUUAGUAAUUAAUGAGCAUUGCAUUGGCCGUACUGAGCGGAAAACUGAUUGUAAAUAAAAAUAAAUAAAUGCAUUUCUUGAUCCAGCAUA
Acipenser ruthenus (sterlet) is the source of this 2596-nucleotide messenger RNA. Its product is annotated as transcription factor GATA-3-like. The transcript has 6 exons. The record is from RefSeq and is a predicted model, not a curated record. Gene Ontology annotation, biological process: positive regulation of transcription by RNA polymerase II; negative regulation of transcription by RNA polymerase II; cell fate commitment. NCBI's taxonomy places the organism in Eukaryota, Metazoa, Chordata, Actinopteri, Acipenseriformes, Acipenseridae. Gene Ontology annotation, molecular function: zinc ion binding; RNA polymerase II cis-regulatory region sequence-specific DNA binding; DNA-binding transcription factor activity, RNA polymerase II-specific. The coding region runs from base 204 to 1541 and encodes 445 amino acids. Gene Ontology annotation, cellular component: nucleus.